Messenger RNA from Phacochoerus africanus (Common warthog), 2392 nucleotides. RefSeq names its product cyclin C (gene CCNC). Gene Ontology annotation, biological process: positive regulation of transcription by RNA polymerase II. The coding region runs from base 268 to 1116 and encodes 282 amino acids. Gene Ontology annotation, cellular component: nucleus; mediator complex. The record is from RefSeq and is a predicted model, not a curated record. The transcript is spliced from 13 exons. Lineage: Eukaryota; Metazoa; Chordata; Mammalia; Artiodactyla; Suidae. Gene Ontology annotation, molecular function: cyclin-dependent protein serine/threonine kinase regulator activity.
CCAAAGACUGUCUCCUCCCCUCCAGCCUCCUCCACUGUCGCGGGGCAGGCCGGAACCUUUAUCCAUAGGAACGGGUUUACAAAGUAGAGUGUUGCCGGCCGGCGGCAAAGAGAAUAGGGUGCCAUCCUCUUCCUCUCACCGUCGCCGCCGCGGAGCGAGCCCAGCAGAUUAGAUCGAGGAGCGCGGUUACCGGUUGGGCUGGGUCUAUGGUCGCUCUGUGGGCCGCUCCACCGGCUGGUGCUUUUUUAUCAGGGCAAGCUGUGUUCCAUGGCAGGGAACUUUUGGCAGAGCUCCCAUUAUUUGCAAUGGAUUUUGGAUAAACAAGAUCUGUUGAAGGAACGCCAAAAGGACUUAAAGUUUCUCUCAGAAGAAGAGUAUUGGAAAUUACAGAUAUUUUUUACAAAUGUUAUCCAAGCAUUAGGUGAACAUCUUAAAUUAAGACAACAAGUUAUUGCCACUGCUACGGUCUAUUUCAAGAGAUUCUAUGCCAGGUAUUCUCUGAAAAGUAUAGAUCCUGUAUUAAUGGCUCCUACAUGUGUGUUUUUGGCAUCCAAAGUAGAGGAAUUUGGAGUGGUCUCAAAUACAAGAUUGAUUUCUGCUGCUACUUCUGUAUUAAAAACUAGAUUUUCAUAUGCCUUUCCAAAGGAAUUUCCUUAUAGGAUGAACCAUAUAUUAGAAUGUGAAUUCUAUCUUUUAGAAUUAAUGGAUUGUUGCUUGAUAGUGUAUCAUCCUUAUAGACCUUUGCUCCAGUAUGUGCAGGACAUGGGCCAAGAAGACAUGUUGCUGCCCCUUGCAUGGAGGAUAGUGAAUGAUACCUACAGGACGGAUCUUUGCCUACUGUAUCCUCCUUUCAUGAUAGCUUUAGCCUGCCUGCAUGUAGCCUGUGUUGUACAGCAGAAAGAUGCCAGACAGUGGUUUGCUGAGCUUUCUGUGGACAUGGAGAAGAUUUUGGAAAUAAUCAGGGUUAUUUUAAAACUGUAUGAGCAGUGGAAGAAUUUUGAUGAGAGGAAAGAGAUGGCAACUAUCCUUAGUAAGAUGCCGAAACCAAAACCUCCUCCAAACAGAAAUUCCCUGAGUGAUUCUUCACUAGUGGCAGGGCCUGAAGCUGCAAGAUGAUGAUGGACAAGAUAAGGCAAUAAUCCUUUUGCCACAGUUACUGUGAAGGAGAGCAGGGUCCAAAUGGAAGUCAGAACUCUAGCUACAGCCAAUCUUAAAACAUUCCGGAAGAAUUCCGUAGUGGACCAGUUGGAAAUAAACCAUUGGACAGAUUUCAGUAAUGUCGUCAAUGGAACACAAAUGAAAAUGAAUAGCUUGUUUCUGUCAAGCAUAUUGGGAAGUGAUUUUAUUUUUGCAAAAUAAGUUUUCCUUACCUAAUUUUACUCUAGUAUCUAAUUGAUUAAAAUCUAUUGUUUAUAAAGGUUUGGAAAGAUUCUAAGGGGACCUACAGACAGACAGACAUUUGAAAAUUAAUAGCUUUUGAUUCAUAUAAUUUUUUGUAAUUUGGAUAAUAAAAAUUGUAGCUUUUUAUUAAACCAGGAAACAUGAAGCAUAAUUUGUUUAAAAUUCUCUUUGGUCAUUAAACGACCAAAAAAGGAAAUAAAAUCAAAUAUAUGAGGGUUCCCCCCCCCCCUUAGGUUAAACUUUGAAACUGUAUUUAAGGAAUCAAAUCUUGGAAGGUUUUAGUAAUGAUACUGAUAAUUUCAGGGAAAUUAAUGAAGUACCUAUUGAUUUUAAAGUAUAUUUUAUUCAGUAGUUUUGGUAUCUUGCCAUGGAGGAUACUAGCCCAGCCUAGCAGAAAAGUGCAAUAUGUAUAGCAUACUUUGACAUUUUAAAAGUUAUAAUUAAUUCCUUAACCAUUUUGAAAUGCUGGGCAAAUGUUUAAAAAAAUGGUACAUAAAGUAUUUGCAUUUAAUUCAUUUAAUCAGGCAUUUUGAAAGCUGAUUGGAUAAAACAUGGUAAUAUGGUUGAAAAUUUGGUAACAUUUUAAUGUUAUUUUUACUCUACUGUGAAAAGUUUUUUAUAUGACAUACACACCCUAGUUUAUUUUUGUGUCUUAGUGUGGACUCACCAAUUUAUUACAGGUAUCCUGAGCCAGGAACACAAUCAGGUUUCAUGCCACUUUUGAUACUGGCAAUUCUUAAUUCUCAUAUGAGUGUAGGACUUAAGACUAAAUGUUUCGUCAGUGGGACUGUGCUGUCUGUGGAACUUAAAUUACGUGAUCAUUUUCUUCAGACUUGAAGGAGAGUGAUAAAUAAAAUUUGGAGUCAUAGGAUAUUGAUGUACAAUUUAAGGAUUAAAUUUUUUUAUAAAUCAGUUGUAAACAAUGGAUUAUUAAAUUAAAUGUUGACUUGCUAGUAUAAAACUGCAAGAAUAAAAGUAAAUUCUCCAGCUA